UCUGUUUUCAUUCGAAACGGUUCCAAGAGCGAUAACGGACGCGUUUGUUUUCCAAACUUUUCAUGUGUCUCCGCGCCACGGAGGGAGACUCGUGAGAGAAAACAGCCUCACGUUUACUCGUGAUCCACUCCACCUCCGGCCUCAAUCAGCCCCCCACCUGCCCGGACAGGACCCCCGCCUUCCAGUGACCGGCGGCCAGAGCUUGAGCAGGACCCUCACGGAGCCGGGCGCACUGUAAUGGAGAUAGCGCGCACAUCGCUGAGGAGACCAGAGUGAGGGAGGAUGGGCAAUGGUCAGUCCGAACUGCAGCAGGAACAGCCGCCACCAGCAGAGGGAGACAGAGAGAGCGAGCGCGAGAGAGGCUGGGCCGGAGAGAGGGAGAGAGGGAGAGAGCGAGGCCGAGCCGCAGGGGGAGAGAGAGAGACAGACGAAGCGACAGGAGGGGAGACACAGCCGGGAGAAGAGCCGGGGUGGGCUCUCCGCAGACCCCAGAGGAGGCUCCCGGGGACACGCCAACUGAGCCCCUUCCCCCUCUCACCAAACACCCCUAUCAAAGGCACCCCGAAACCUUCCCCAGGCAUGGGCGCCUCCCUGUGUCCUCCCCAGCCCCCCAUCUACUCCAGACACAGCCCCCAGCGCCAGCACAAGCUCCCAGCCCUCUUCCCUACAGCGCCCCCGCCCUCAGGGGAGGGCGUGAACACACGUAGCCAUGUGCCCCAGAUCGCCCGUGGCCCCCCGGGUUCCCCCAAGCCUCAGCCCUCCCUGCUGCCCCUCAAAUUUACCUUGAGGCAGCAGAAAUCUAGAGCCCUGCCUGUCCCCCUUCUCCACCCCUCUCCCAGCAAAGACGUGUCGCUCACACCCCUGACACUAGGGGGAGACAAGUCUCCACAGCCAAAGCAGGAGAUUAAGGAUAGGGGGGUUUGUCCGAGAGGGGCAUGGGACAUCAAAGCACCCCAAAUUUCCACUCCCCCCCCUUCUGCACGCUCUGCUCCCCCAGCCCAGCAACUGGAGGGUGCUACUGGCUCAGAGCCAGACGCCUGGGUUCAGUGCCAGCAUUCACAGCAAGGUGGUAUGGGGGCUCAGCCAGAAAGCAAUACCUGCUGCAGCAGUAUGAGCAGCACUAGCAGCAGUAGCAGUAUCAGCAGCUUUAGUAGCUGGAGUAUUAGCAGUGGCAGUGGGAGCAGUGUCAGCAACAACCCCAAGAGCACAAAUGACAGCAGCAGUACCUGUAGCAAAAGCUCCAUACCCAUACUGAAAGUGCCUCCCAACUUCGUCAUGUCCGAGAAAACCCGCGCCCAGCUGGAUGCCAGGCUGCGGUAUCUCCAGCAGCAACAGCUGGUUCCGCCUCCCCCAGUGUCUGAGGUGCAGGCAGCUGUACGUCGGGCAAUGAAGGCCGCGUCGUACUCCGAGGCUGUCAGAGCUCCUGCCGCCAGAACUGCCCACCGAGCCCCCGGGGCCAUGAGGAAGGAAACCUUUGCCCCCGCAAGCACCCCAGAAGCCAACCCACCCACCAAGCCCGUGACAGCCCCCGCACAGAGCGUCAAAAUCACCCCCGUAACCAAACUGACAACUAACCCCCGGGGCAAUAAGGCCGUGAAACCUCCUGCACAAUCGUCCACUUCUCACUUGCCCUGCAGUGUGGGCACACCGGCCGCUGGCCCCAGAGUGCCCACUUCCAGCACCCCCAUCUCGCGAGAGGAGGGCGGCACCCCCCGGCAGCCCAGGCCGCCACCCCAGCCCUGCCCCACGCGGAUCGGAGCCGUCAGGCAGGUGGCGAGAGGGAGAAAGGCGCACACCACAGCUCGCAUCAGCAGCGGCGGCGGCCGGGCGGGGACCGCUCAGGCGAAGAAGCAAGGCAGCGUCUCGCCAGCAGGGGGCAGGAAAUCCCAGCCCGGGAGCAGCACCAGCGUGACGGCGCAAAUACCGGGACCAACAGCCCCAGGGACCCCAGGCGCUCAGGAUGGUGCCAGUGCGGUCAAGCUGGAAGGGUUCUCUAACGAGGAGGAACACGAGGCCAGCAGCCCCCCAGCUGCGACAGUGCAGCGCUGCAAUUUCACCCCGCUGCCCGAGUCUGGAGACCUUGCGUCACAGCGCCAGCCUCAAGUAAGACACCUGCCCCCGACCCCUUACCCCCACCGCUGCCCUUCCUGGGGGCCGGAGAAGCCCCAGGGCCCAGUGCGGUCCUCCCACAGCCUUCACGCUCUGGAGCCCUGGCCCACACACCCCGGCCCCCGGUCCUCCCGCCUACCGGGCCCCACCCCCGCCCAGGCAACGGCUCCCCCAGCCCAGGCCGAGCUGAAACUCCAGCCCCAGGCCCCCUGCUCCUGCCCCAGGCCCACGGGAGAGGAGGAGGAGGAGGAGGAGGAAAGAGAGGAGAGCGAGAGGAGAUCCAGCCCCUCGGCCCCGGACCCCCCGCGCCGCCCGCAGGGCCGCUGGCCGUCCUUCCACGCUGACCCCUCCUGCUCACGCCAGGCUCGCUGCCAUCACCACGCCAACGCUCCGCUGCCCCACAACGUCGCCCAGUGGUUGGCAAUACAGCAGAACUUCCUGUGUGAGCCAGCGUGGGUCACUACGGUAACACUAGCAGCUUCACUGGUGGCCAGAGCGACACUGCGGAGCGAGGGAGGGGACACUGGACAGUAACCAUGACAACGCGCCCGGCAACCACCCGCUUCCUCAAACAGUCUUUACUGUACUUUAAGAUAAACAAUGGCAACACUAUUGAACUGUAUAAUACUGUAAAGAAACAGCAUAUCAGAAAUCAGUUGGUUUCCUUCAUCGUCACACAGAAACUAGAAAAAACGUUUUGAACAUUAUACAAAAAAACUCAACACCAGAUCAUUUUUAAAUUAAAAUAUCCAAAAUGUUACUGUAUAUGCUGUUGCU
Messenger RNA from Lepisosteus oculatus (spotted gar), 2886 nucleotides. Its product is annotated as gametogenetin-like. NCBI's taxonomy places the organism in Eukaryota, Metazoa, Chordata, Actinopteri, Semionotiformes, Lepisosteidae. The record is from RefSeq and is a predicted model, not a curated record.